AUGUUCUCGAAAGUUGUAACGUGGCGACAAAUUACAAGUCAUUGUUUUAGUUGCUCGCGUAUUGUCCUACUUCGAAAUGCUUCAUCAAGUAGUGAACCACAAUAUGAUCUUGUUGUCAUUGGUUCAGGACCAGGAGGUUACGUAGCAUCAAUCAAAGCUGCACAACUUGGUCUUAAGACAGCAUGUGUUGAAAGAAAUGCAACCUAUGGUGGAACAUGUCUUAAUGUUGGCUGUAUUCCUUCUAAAGCAUUACUUCAUAACUCUCAUCUCUAUCACAUGGCUCAUGACGGUGAAUUUAAAAGACGAGGCAUCCAAUUCGAUGAUGUUUCACUUAAUUUACCUGUGCUGAUGAAACAAAAAGAUGAUGCGGUGAAAUCUUUGACUAGUGGUGUUGCUUAUUUAUUUAAAUCUAAUAAAGUAACUGGCAUUCGGGGUCAUGGUAGUGUAAGUGGACCUGGCCAAGUUGUUGUCACAAAGGAAGAUGGUACGAAUGAGAUUCUUACAACAAAAAAUAUUCUCAUCGCUGUUGGUUCAGAAGUCACUCCGUUUCCUGGUAUAGAUAUCGAUGAAGAAACUAUUGUCUCAUCGACAGGUGCACUUUCACUUAAUCAAGUACCUAAAAAAAUGGUUGUAAUUGGUGCAGGUGUUAUUGGACUUGAAUUAGGUUCUGUAUGGAGUCGUUUAGGUGCCGAAGUAACAUGUGUAGAAUUUUUAUCUCAUAUUGGCGGUACUGGUAUUGAUAUGGACGUAAGCAAAGCGUUUCAAAAAAUUCUAACUAAACAAGGAUUAAGAUUUAAACUCGAUACAAAAGUAAUCGGUGCGGAAAAAGCAAAUGGAGGUAUUCGUGUCAAACUCGAAGGAGCGAAAGGUGGUAACAAUGAAACACUUGAUUGUAAUACUCUACUUGUAUGCAUAGGUCGAAGACCGUACACGAAAGAUCUUGGUCUUAAUAGUGUUGAUAUUAAAUUCGAUAGUCGCGGCCGAAUCGAUGUUGAUAAAAAUUUUCAAACAUCGUGCAAAGGUAUUUAUGCUAUUGGCGAUUGUAUUCAAGGACCUAUGUUAGCACAUAAAGCCGAAGAUGAAGGAAUUAUUUGUGUUGAAAAUAUUGCUACGGGUCGUAAACCACAUAUAGACUACAAUUGCGUGCCAAACGUUAUAUAUACACAUCCCGAAGUUGCGUGGGUUGGAAAAUCCGAAGAACAAUUAAAACAAGAAGGUGUUAAAUAUAGAAUUGGUAGAUUUCCUAUGUCAGCUAAUAGUCGUGCGAAAACAGUCAAUGAAAUCGAUGGCUUUGUUAAAGUAUUAUCCAAUGACAGAACUGAUCGAAUUCUUGGUGUACAUAUAAUUAAUUCAGUAGCCGGCGAAUUAGUUAAUGAAAUAACAUUGGCGAUGGAAUAUGGCGCAUCGUGUGAAGAUGUAUCACGUAUUUGUCAUGCGCAUCCUACAUGGUCGGAAUCAUUGAAAGAAGCACAUCUUCAAGCAUACUUUGGCAAAGCGAUCAAUUUCACAUAA
Rotaria socialis is the source of this 1512-nucleotide messenger RNA. NCBI's taxonomy places the organism in Eukaryota, Metazoa, Rotifera, Eurotatoria, Philodinida, Philodinidae. The record is from the annotation of a GenBank genome assembly.